Molecule: messenger RNA, 1182 nt
Organism: Mitosporidium daphniae
Lineage: Eukaryota; Fungi; Microsporidia
Exons: 2
Coding region: 1-1182 (393 amino acids)
Cellular component (GO): cytoplasm; mitochondrion
Molecular function (GO): lipoic acid binding; acetyltransferase activity
Source: RefSeq, a predicted model, not a curated record
AUGUUCCGUUUCGCCAUCAACGGAUCGAUCAAAUUAAAUGUGAUCGUAAGCAAAUGUAUGCGAAAUUAUGCGGCCAAGGAUUUCCUCCUUGCGGACAUUGGGGAGGGAAUUGCAGAGGUUGGAGAUAAAAUAUGUGAAUUCGAUACCAUUGCCCAAGUGCAAAGCGACAAGGCAACCACCGAAAUAACGUCCCCAUAUAGCGGAACCAUUUUAAAGGUGUAUAAUUCUGAGGGGGACACUGUCAAAACAGGCCAGCCUUUGCUUUCAAUCGAUGUCGAUGAAGAGCAAACGUCCCUGGAAGACACGAACAUUGAUCACGAUAGCCAUACAAAAGAUCUUCACCCGGGGAAGAUAAAAAAAUCGCAAAUCCUUGCCACGCCAAGAGUCAGAAAUCUUGCGGAAACGCUAAAGAUUGACCUGGAAAAAACCAUAGGCACCGGCAAUGAUGGGCGCAUCUUGGAAGCCGACCUAAUGGCACAAAACCUUGCUCCAAAGGUGCAUCGUACGCCCAUUCAAAGGGCCAUGUUUAAGCAAAUGCAAAAAUCGCUUUCGAUUCCUCAUUUUUCAUACUCGGAGUUCGUGGAUAUGACACUGCUCUUCAAGUGCAAAGCCGAAACGGGCAUAUCUGUCUCUGCCUAUAUGCUCAAAGCAUUAAGCAAGGUCGUAAAGGAAACGCCGAUGCUCAACCACAUUAUUGUGGAUGAAGAUGUCCAAAAAUCAAACGAAGGAAAUAGCAUAGGGCUUGCCAUUGACACGCCACUUGGCUUGGUGGUCCCUAUCAUUCCGGAAAUCGACACCAUGACAUUAGAUAAGCUUUCCGUAAAAUUGCACAAAGACGUCAUCCCCAGGGCAAGGCGAAAUCAUCUCAAUGUCCAUGAAACCAACAGCAAAAAUGCAUGCAUCACGCUAUCCAAUGUUGGCGCGGCCUUUUCAGAAAAGGGUAGCCAUCAAGAAACUUUGCGCUACGAAAUGCCGGCAAACGCCAUGCCCAGAAUACUGCAUCCGCAAGUUGACAUCGUGGCGAUCACGCGAGCAGUGAAGCAACAAUCGACCGGAAAGAUGAUGGGAAGGGCUUGUUGGAGCGCCGAUCACAGAAUUGUAGACGGCGUUACGCUUGCCAAAGCAUCUCGCAAAUUUAAAGUGCUGCUUGAAAACCCCCAAAUCAUUUGCAAUGAAUUGUAA